AGGUUUGCUAAUACUUGCUGGAGAUUGGUUAGUCGUUCACGUUGGGUAAUCAAGGCUAAUGGGAAUAGUGAUCGCAACGUGUUCGACGAAAGUCCUGUGAGGAAAACCGAUGAGUCGUUGUUUGAUUCUGCUUCGUUUGAGACUGUUGACGCGGAAAUCACGCCUGACUGAUGAUUUCUUUGUGAGUGACGCAGAGGGUGAUCCAGAUUGUCCUUCUCAAGGUUAUUCCUCUGUUGAAUAUGCUCUUCAAGCCUUACGCAAAGGAAAGUUUGUGAUCGUUGUUGACGAUGAAAAUGGGGAUGUUGAAGGGAAUCUGAUCAUGGCGGCAACUCUAACGAGUCCAAAAGACAUAGCCUUUCUGAUUAAGAAUGGUUCUGGGAUUGUCUCAGUUGGGAUGAAGAAAGAAGACCUUGAAAGAUUAAGCCUUACACUCAUGUCACCUGAAAUGGAAGACGAAGACUCCUCUGCUCCAACAUUCACGAUCACCGUGGAUGCAAAAUCCGGAACAUCAACUGGAGUAUCAGCUUCAGACAGGGCGAUGACGGUUCUUGCACUUUCGUCUCUGGAAGCUAAACCAGAUGAUUUCAGGAGGCCUGGUCAUGUAUUCCCUCUCAAGUACAGAGAUGGUGGAGUGUUGAGAAGAGCCGGUCACACUGAAGCUUCAGUGGAUCUAAUGAUAUUGGCUGGUUUACGUCCUGUCUCUGUUCUUUCAGCUAUUCUUGAUCAAGAAGAUGGGUCAAUGGCUUCACUACCAUAUAUGAAAAAGCUUGCUACGGAACACGAUAUUCCCAUUGUAUCGUUGACGGAUCUAAUCAGAUAUCGAAGAAAGCGAGACAAGCUUGUGGAGAGAAUCACAGUGUCUCGUUUGCCUACCAAAUGGGGUCUUUUCCAAGCUUAUUGUUAUCGAUCUAAACUCGAUGGAACAGAAAAUAUCGCCCUCGUGAAGGGAAACGUCGGAAAUGGUGAGGACAUUCUGGUACGAGUGCAUUCAGAGUGCUUAACAGGAGACAUUUUUGGCUCAGCACGGUGUGACUGUGGAAACCAAUUGGAUCUAGCCAUGGAGCUAAUCGAGAAAGAGGGAAGAGGAGUCGUUGUGUAUCUUCGUGGCCACGAAGGAAGAGGCAUUGGCCUUGGUCACAAGCUUAGAGCUUAUAACUUGCAGGACGAAGGACACGACACUGUUCAGGCCAAUGUUGAACUUGGCCUAUCCAUUGAUUCUCGUGAAUACGGUAUCGGUGCUCAGAUGCUACGAGACAUAGGAGUGAGAACAAUGAGACUGAUGACGAAUAACCCCGCAAAGUUCACCGGUCUGAAAGGGUACGGACUCGCUGUAGUUGGCCGUGUACCGGUGGUGACACCAAUCACCAAGGAGAACAGAAGAUAUAUGGAGACCAAACGCAAGAAGAUGGGUCACAUUUAUAUCUCUGAUAACAACGAUCAGCCUUUGGCUUGACCCAAAAGCUUUUGAUAGAAACGAACACUUUUGAAUUUUGUAUUUAUAAAUUGAUUCAUUCUUA
Arabidopsis arenosa is the source of this 1517-nucleotide messenger RNA. The record is from the annotation of a GenBank genome assembly. NCBI's taxonomy places the organism in Eukaryota, Viridiplantae, Streptophyta, Magnoliopsida, Brassicales, Brassicaceae.